Molecule: messenger RNA, 3434 nt
Organism: Erythranthe guttata (spotted monkey flower)
Lineage: Eukaryota; Viridiplantae; Streptophyta; Magnoliopsida; Lamiales; Phrymaceae
Source: RefSeq, a predicted model, not a curated record
AUGUCGAAAGCGGACGAUCUCAAGAACAAUGGAUGCGUGGUUGCAUUAGCAAUAACUUGCAGCAAGAAAAGCAAAUCCGUGAUAAAGUGGGCUUCGGAGAAUUUAAUCCAAGACGAAGGAUUCGGACAAGUCUCCUUCAAACUGCUGCACGUUUUCCCGGAGAUCACUACAGUUCCUACACCAAUUCGGAAAGCAAAAGUGGGAAACGGAAUUCCGAUCGCACAAGUAAGAGAUGACGUGGCAGCGGCUUACAGAAAAGAAAUCGAAUGGCAAACCAACGAAAAGCUUCUGCCUUACCAGAAUUACUGCAUCAGAAGAAAGAUUCAAGCAGAAGUUGUAACCAUCGAAUCGGACGACGUCGUAAAUGCAAUAGCCGAUGAAAUCGCUAAAUCCAAUAUCAAGAAACUCGUCAUUGGAGCUUCGUCUGCCGGAGGCGUGUUUUCUAGGUAUAAAAAUAUUAUCAUCAGAAACCUCACUAAUAAACAUAACAGUUCUUAUUGGAUGCCUAGAGCACAAACUCUGUCACCGAGAAUCUCCGAAACAUGCCCCGGCUUUUGCACCGUUUACGUCAUUGCUAAAGGCAAACUCGCCUCCAUCCGCCCCUCUGAUCCAGACGCAAAUUCCAUCAAACGAGACGAACCCAUCGAUAACACUGAUCGAUUCAGCAAUUUUUCUUCGAGCUACACGACAAGCUCGCAACCUGGUACGAUUUUAAUUUUCUUGUCCGAAAAUCCUCGUACUAAACAAAAUUUUAAGACAUUAAAAUAUAUAUACAUUUUUUUUUUAAAUCAGAUUGGACGAUGCAAAUUAGUUCACCGGUUAUGUACCCUCAGUUCGUACCACCUUCGCCAACAAGAACACGAGGAUGACGGAAAUUCCAGCUCAAGUUUCUCGGAUAUAACCGAUCAGAAGAGCAAAGAAUCGAGUUUUACGAGCAUGAUAACCGACGGCCAUUCUUGGACCACCGAUCAAUCUUCCAGCUUAAAUGCUUCCACUGAUUUUUCAUCCGGAAGUCAGUCCUGUUUUUUUUUUUGCCAGACUAAUAUCAACUUUGAGCUGGAACAACUAAGAAUGGAACUAAGGCAUGCACAAGGAAUGUAUGCAAUGGCACAAAACGAGGCGUUGGACGCGUCUCGUAAGCUAAACGGUCUUCAGCAUCAGCGAUUAGAAGAAACGAUGAAGCUAAACGAGAUGAAUCUCAAAGAAGAGGAAGCGAAGGAGUUAGCUGCACAAGAAAAAAUCAGAUACGAAGCUGCGAAAAAGGAAGCCGAAUACGCAAAAGAAUGUGCAGAUAAAGAAGCUGCACUCAAAGCAGCAGCAGAGAAAAAGGCCACAAGGGAUGCUAAAACGAAAGAAAAGCUCGAGAACACUCUAGCGAGCCCCGUUCAUCACUAUCAAGAAUUCACGUGGGAGGAAAUUUACUCCGCCACGUCAUCACUCUCGAACGACCUCAGAAUCGGAAUGGGAUCGUACGGAACUGUUUACAAGUGCAUCUUACGCCACACGAACGCUGCCGUGAAAAUCCUCCAUUCUAUGGCAACUAGCAGAAACAAACAGUUUGAGCAGGAGCUCGAGAUAUUGAGUACGAUUCGACAUCCGAAUUUGCUAACACUUCUUGGAGCAUGCCCUACACGUGGUUGUUUAGUGUAUGAGUACAUGGAAAACGGAAGCCUCGAAGAGAGAUUAUUCAGAAGAAACAACUCGCCUCCGAUUCCUUGGUACGAAAGAUACCGUAUAGCUCGUGAAGUAGCGUCGGCUUUAAUCUUCCUACACAACUCGAAACCUAAGCCGAUAAUCCACCGUGACCUAAAACCGGCAAACAUACUACUCGACCACAACUUCGUCAGCAAAAUCGGAGACGUCGGCUUAUCCACAAUGCUGAACUCAGACACGACGAGCGCGGCAACUAUGUACAAAGACACGAGCCCCGUAGGAACCCUUUGUUAUAUAGAUCCAGAGUAUCAAAGGACAGGUCUCGUUUCACCGAAAUCCGAUGUCUAUGCGUACGGAAUGGUGGUUCUGCAGCUGCUUACUGCGAAACCUGCUAUUGCACUUGCUAGGACAGUUGAGAUGGCGCUCGAUGAUGAUGACGUGGCGAGGAUUUUGGAUAAGGAGGCGGGUAGUUGGCCGAUAGAGGAGACGAAGGAGCUCGCUGAGCUGGCACUGAGGUGUACUGAGCUUCGGCAUAGAGACAGGCCGGAUUUGAGGACUCACAUUCUGCCUACUUUGGAGAAGUUGAGAAUGGUUUCGAUGAAAGCUCACGAUUUGGCUGUUUUGGGCCCCACGGGCCCGCCUAAUCAUUUCAUAUGCCCCUUGCUUAAGGAUGUGAUGAAUGAUCCUUGUGUGGCUGCUGAUGGAUAUACGUACGAUCGAAAAGCGAUCGAAGAGUGGCUGAGGGAAAAUAACACUUCGCCUGUGACGAACUUGCCUUUGCUUAGCAAGAGUCUUAUACCGAACCAUUCACUUCUUACAGCAAUCAUGCAGCAAAAAUCAGCAUAAUAAUCUUGUAAACUAAUGUUUCGAUUUUUUCUGUCUUUGGAAUGUGGAGUGGUGUCGUUUUAUCGUCUGAAAAAUAUAGUAAAGUAUUUUUCCGUGUUCUUUUUUUUUAAAUUUGUUCGUUUCGGGAGUGUAUUAUACAAUAAUGGUUAAUUCUCAAUUAUUGAUCACUAUAUUUGCAGAGAGCAUAAUUGCUUAUUCAAUGUUUUUGUUCUGUUUUUUUCUUUUUUCUCGCCAUUAUUUUCUGAGCAUUCGAAGGUUCGAUUAUUAGUUUAUAUUCGAUAAAAGUAGAGAUUAACCCGUAACGCGCAAGAGAAAAGAUCACAUAAAAGCCGAAUUCCCAAGAAAAAAGAAUGCGAACCGUUAGUCCAACAAUAAUGGUUAGUUUUGUACACAUCCAACUGAACCGAGAUAAGAAAUUACAGUUACAAAAAUAAGAUUCUGAUCUUCGUCGGAAUCCGAUAGGCCGAUACUAACUAGCCGAAACAAUCUUUACUCAGUAGAAAGAUAAAGAAAAUAGCCGAAAAAAUGUGCUCUUUUUUUCGUCAACAUUUCUUCAUGUUGUAUUGUUACAGUAGGGCUAAACCAAUACGGUACUUUUGACUAACGUAAAACCGACAACUCUGCGAUAAACCUUAGCUCGUAUCCAUCCAUCAAGACUCGAUCGUCCAUUAAGAUGGUUGUAGUUGAAAGAUCUCAACUUCUUUUCACAGUCAUUCAAAAAUUAACGGCCACUGUUAAUUGAGAAUAUACUCUGACGGCAAUCUAGUUUCCUGUCGGUUUGACAAAACUCGGCAUCUGUUGACUUCGACAACUGAAUCUUUGCUAAGUCUCCACGCUAAAAGUCAACCCAAGUCACUUUCUGACAUUACGACAACCUCGGUUAGUUGUUGCCAUGAUCACCGAAUAAGUCAACCAACUAAGUUGACUACUCCCCC